AUGUCUGCAACAUCUGCCGCUUCGCUAGUCCUACCGUCGCUCAACCACCCAAAUACCAUCAAAUCUUUCUACAGCAGACCCGCUUCACUCUCUUUUUCAUCUCCUUCUUCCACUUCUUCUCUCAAGCCCGCUUCUCUUUUGCUCUCCUUUCAACAACAGCAGCAACAACCUUUGUCCUCUCGGUUCAUAAAAAAUGUUGCCAUUUCAUCUGAAUUCGGGCAAGAAGAAGAUGUCUUCAGUGAUGGAGACGAGCCCAGUUUCUCUCCAGACCUCAAAUUGUUUGUGGGUAAUCUUCCUUUUCAUGUUGACAGUUCCCAGCUCGCUGAUAUCUUUAAAAUUGCUGGAACUGUUGAGAUGGUUGAGGUAAUAUAUGACAAGGUAACUGGGAGAAGCAGAGGAUUUGGUUUUGUGACCAUGUCGACUAUUGAAGAAGUUGAAGCAGCUACUCAACAGCUCAAUGGCUAUGAACUUGAUGGGAGGCCAUUGAGGGUGAAUUCUGGACCUCCUCCCCAGAGAACAACUUCCUUCUCAAGAGGGGCAGGGGCUAGAGGUGGUGGAUCAUUUGAUUCUGGCAAUCGUGUUUAUGUUGGCAACCUUUCAUGGAAUGUUGAUAACUUGGCGCUUGAGACAUUGUUUAGAGAGAAAGGGAAUGUCACAGAUGCAAGAGUGGUUUAUGACAGGGAUAGUGGUAGAUCAAGGGGAUUUGGUUUUGUUACUUACAGUUCUUCUGAAGAGGUUGAGAAUGCCAUAGACUCCUUAAAUGGCGCUGAAUUGGAUGGCAGAGCAAUUCGAGUCUCAGUUGCAGAAGCUAAGCCAAGGCGCCAAUUUUGA
Molecule: messenger RNA, 831 nt
Organism: Dovyalis caffra
Lineage: Eukaryota; Viridiplantae; Streptophyta; Magnoliopsida; Malpighiales; Salicaceae
Source: the annotation of a GenBank genome assembly